CACACACACCACAAUCAGUAGAAUGCAGAAUUCCCGGCCGCGAACAUCGUGCCAUGGUUUUCUCCAGUGCGCCGAUGGAUUUCACGCGAGAUAGUUCUGUAGUGGUCAAGGUUUAGAAGUGACUCAGUUUCUUUUUCUAAUAAGCGAAAGAAUUCAAAAUGACAUUUCACAACUUCGUAGUUCUGUCUCUUUUGUGCUCACUGAUGACAGUCAACAGCCAAUGCAUAAGUGCGAAUGACAUCGCAGUCAAUGAGACUAAUAUCGGAGCAGCCACUCGCAAUCUUCUAGAUGGCAGCGCCCAUUUCAGCUUCGACUUGUUCCGUACUCUACAGACAGACAACGCAGUUGACAAGCAUCCCAGUGGAAUGUUUUUCAGUCCAUUCAGCAUUUGGUCAUCAUUAAUCGUCACUUACAUGGGAGCAAAAGGUGUUACAGAAAACGAAAUGAGAAGUGUUCUGGGCAUUCAUAAUUUAGAUAAAUUUACUACUUGGGGUGCAUUCAAAAGCAUACAAAGCUUCGACCAAUAUCGACCAGAGUCCGGAAGUUUGUCUUCAGCAAAUCGGGUUUACUUCCAAGAAAAUACUCGUUUCAAAGACUGCAUAGAAGAAAUGAUUCGAAGCGAGAUCGCUUUCGUCGACUUUGAAAACAAUCCCGAAGCUGCGAGAGAAGCGAUUAAUGCAUGGGUUGAGAAAGAAACCAACGACAAAAUUAAGGAUCUAAUUCCUUCCAACGGAAUUAGUUCUCUCACUAAAAUGAUCAUUGCCAAUGCCGUCUAUUUCAAAGAAUCUUGGCUCCAGCCUUUCAACGAGUUGAAGACAGCUCGUCGCCGAUUCACAACAGCAGAGAGGAAAGAAAUAUUCGUAAACAUGAUGCAAACUAGAGGUAGAUUUCUUUAUGGAAAAAGCGAAGAAUUGAACUGUUAUGCCCUUGACCUUCCUUAUACUGGCAACACCUUGAGCAUGACUAUUCUUCUACCGAAAAAUCGUUACCGCGGAGUACGUGAUCUAGCAUACAAUCUGACUCCUAACCGUCUACGAAAUCUUUUAGCCGACAUGUAUCCAAGAGAGGUUGUGGCUUAUGUCCCCAAGUUCAAAGUCGAAGAUACAUUUGAACUUUCAUCAGUCCUCAACAAGAUGGGGCUUCGAUCCCUGUUUGAUCCCAGAAGAGUCGACUUGUCAGGAUUCACUGGGCUAAGAGAGUUCACUGUCGACUCUGUCUUGCAUAAGGCAUUUGUUAAAGUUGAUGAAAAGGGAACAGAAGCUGCUGCUGCAACAGCUGUCAUAACUUCACGAAGUGCAAGGCCUCUUGGGCCAGCAACCUUCAAUGCUGACUAUCCAUUCGUGUUCUUUAUUCGUGAUAGUAUAAGUAAUGUAAUUCUCUUCAUUGGAACCGUUCAAAACCCAUCUGAAGUCGAUAAAGAAUGAUUUUUUGUUCAGUAGAGAUCAUUACACAUUUGAAAAUGAACAUUACCAAUGUCUCGCACAUCAUUUUACAUUUUUCAAAGUCAUUUGAAACUGCAGUAUUAUUCAUUCGAAGUGCUUUUAUGCUUGGAUACUUUCCUAUACUUUUGAGACUUUUACAACAUUUGUAGCAUACUAAAUGUCAUUUGAACGUGGGCAGCUGAUGACGAAAAAAUAAAUAAAAUCUCGGAUUGCCAAAGAGAAUAAAACUUUUUCUGUAAA
Molecule: messenger RNA, 1682 nt
Organism: Uloborus diversus
Lineage: Eukaryota; Metazoa; Arthropoda; Arachnida; Araneae; Uloboridae
Product: leukocyte elastase inhibitor-like
Exons: 2
Coding region: 159-1424 (421 amino acids)
Molecular function (GO): serine-type endopeptidase inhibitor activity
Source: RefSeq, a predicted model, not a curated record